Neopelma chrysocephalum (saffron-crested tyrant-manakin) is the source of this 846-nucleotide messenger RNA. RefSeq lists its product as uncharacterized. NCBI's taxonomy places the organism in Eukaryota, Metazoa, Chordata, Aves, Passeriformes, Pipridae. The transcript is spliced from 2 exons. The record is from RefSeq and is a predicted model, not a curated record. The coding region runs from base 124 to 774 and encodes 216 amino acids.
CAAAAUAGCAGAUAGUUGACAUAUCACUGCUUCAAUGCGGUAUGAAGGUCAUGAGCAUUUUUCUUUUUUACACAGAAGCAUAUUUUUAAUAACAAAAAUUUCAUUUCAGGUAGCAAUAGAUCAAUGUUAAACAGUAUUAAUUCGAGGAUAGUAAAUGUUUGGUUCUUCCCUUUAUCAGUUAGAAGGAAAUCAGCAGCAAGCAGAGAAAUUUCACUGUUAACCAAUAAUAGUAGCAUGUUUGACUUCCUUCACCCUGAAAUUGCUCUUUUUGUAAUGGUUAACUGCUCUGUUGUAACUCACAGCAGGGGGGGUAAUUUUCUCAUCAAAGGAGGCAAGAUAAAAGGAAAGAAAAUUCCUUCCAUCACACGUGUUAGAACCCAUUUGGAAGAACAAUCAUUACAGUACACUAAACAAUUCCAGUUUUUACGGCUCCUUGCACCCACGCUGCGCCAAAAUCCAGUGGGAGCGAUGGGCCGGGUCGGCGAUUCCCCGCUGCCGCCGGUUCCCCGCUCAGGGCGGCUCGGCCGCCGGCCCUUCCCUUGUGGGGGACGGGCGGUGGUCGGGGAGAAGGAGGCAGAGCCUGUAUUUCCCUCCCUCCCUCGAUCUCUUGGUCCCGUUCCCUCUGCCCCCGUCGCACCGCUCCCCUCUGCCUGCCUCUGGGCACGUCGCCCCCUCGGCCUUCUUCCCCCAGUGGCUCCGGGUCACACGCGGGAUAAAGUUUCCCGAGGAAACUGGAGUGGUAGCGCUUUCCGUGACGGCAGCACCGGAGGAUAAAGACCCUGGGAGGCCGCGGGUCCUCGGCAGUCCAUGUACCUGCUGCGGGGGGUCGGUUUCCACGCCGUAUUU